CACUCUUGAAAGUGGAAAGAAGCGAGUGAGAGAUAAAGAAAAAACACAGAUGGCGAAGCGACUCAAGCUUCGAAUUUCCCGAGUUUUCCUAUCAUUUCAGUCUUGCCGUUCCAAGGACCCCUCCGACCUGCCGGAGAAUCCACAGCCUGUGAUUUUUCGACUCUCUACGGUCAUACCCAAGACCAUAGGCAUCGAUGUUCCGGCGAGUACAGCCUUCCCGAACCCAUUUCCACCAACACAAUCGUCCUCGAAGUAUCAUCAUUCUUCGCUGAGACGCCACGUGUCGGGCGCGUUGGUGUCCGUCGGCUGCGGCUGCCGAUCAAGAACCGCCACUAGCUGCAGAUAUUACGUAGAUUCCUCUGAUGACAACAUCAGGUCGCCAGAUUACAAAUGGAAGAGAGAUGGGAAGUGGCACGUUGUCGCCAGAGUCCAUGAAGAGGCGCCUCGGCGGAAAAUUUACAGCUCGUCACUAUCCGGCGACUCCGAUGACGAAACAUCGCCGAAAUCAGUACAACCACUUACAAAGAUGGAAAAGAAGAAGCCCAAGAAGAAACAAAUGAGUAAGAAGUCGAAACUGAGACUGAGGUCUCGUAUCAGUACAUCGUCGGAUAGCGGCUGGUUCAGCAGCGGACGUGAAGAGAACGACGACGAAGAAAACGGAACCCUAGUAUCUACGUCUAGAAGUCUAUCGACUGAUUCUUCUUCGGAGUUUUACCCCAACUUGGACGCAAGACGCGAACCGCCCAGCGUUAUGAACGGCCAAAGGCGUCACAAAAAGAAGAACAAUAUGAGGAGGGAGAAGCAUAACGCUUUGAGGUGUAACGGAGGAACAGCACCACGGAAGGCGACGAGGACAGGGUGUCCAUCUCCGGAUACAGAAUCGCCGGCGAGGUUGUCGGUGUUUAGGAGAAUGAUACCGUGUGUAAUGGAGGGAAAGGUGAGGGAGAGCUACGCGGUGGUGAAGAAGUCGAAGGACCCGUACGAAGAUUUCAAGAGAUCAAUGUUGGAGAUGAUAUUGGAGAAACAGAUGUUCGAAGCGAAAGACUUGGAGCAGCUCCUGCAGUGUUUCCUAUCUCUGAACUCGCGACAACACCAUGGUGUCAUCGUAGAAGCUUUCUCUGAGAUUUGGGAGUCCUUGUUCUGUAAAUCCCCGAUAAACUAGCUUCAUUAACCGAUCGAAUAUGGAAUAUAUAUAUUAAGGGUUCUUGUUCUUGCAUCUUUCUUAUCUUUCACGUUUGGUCUGAAGAAUUAAUGAAUUUCUCGCGUUCAAUCUCUUCUUCUACCUCAAUCCUCAGAUCUCUCUCCUUCUUUUGCAUAUGGUUAGGCCGAGUUGGUUGACUCAGAAAGCUGCCGAGGCUUGCAUGUUGGUUGCAAUACAAGAGAAUUAAAAAAGGUGGCAUAUAACAACCGGGACCGAGUCACAGACUCACAGACUCAGACGCCAGGCAGAUUAGAAUCAAUGAAUCAAGGAAGGAUCAUAUCAUCCUCAUCAGACGGUUUCAGUUCAGAGGAGAUAACAGCGAAGACGAAGGCUACACCAGUACCAGUGGUCCGCAAUCUACGGAAGCAUGUUCGCAGGGAGCAGUGCAGUUCGAUGUUGGAGUAUACAACACGUUUGCUGUGUUCGCUUUUAUUGCAAAUUAAUGGUCUAAUCUUGAUUAACGAAAUCGCCUAUUACUACU
Messenger RNA from Nelumbo nucifera (sacred lotus), 1682 nucleotides. RefSeq names its product transcription repressor OFP7-like. Lineage: Eukaryota; Viridiplantae; Streptophyta; Magnoliopsida; Proteales; Nelumbonaceae. Gene Ontology annotation, biological process: negative regulation of DNA-templated transcription. The record is from RefSeq and is a predicted model, not a curated record.